This is a messenger RNA of Phragmites australis (common reed), 693 nucleotides long. RefSeq lists its product as uncharacterized. Bases 179 to 418 code for a protein of 79 amino acids. NCBI's taxonomy places the organism in Eukaryota, Viridiplantae, Streptophyta, Magnoliopsida, Poales, Poaceae. The transcript has a single exon. The record is from RefSeq and is a predicted model, not a curated record.
GGAAGAUCGGAACCAGCGAAGCGAGAGAGUGGCAGCAGAAAUGCCGUUCCGCGCAGCCACUCUCCCUCCCCUAUAAAUUAAACUGGUACCUGCCCUGUCCGGCCAUUCCAACGCACCAAGCAAAGUAGUAGCAAACAUCACCUGAGAAUCGGCACGCACAGCAAGAAGAGAGCUAGCCAUGGGCUUCUCCUGCGUGUCAUCGCUCGCUGCCAAGGUGUUCCCCAAGAAGCCGCCCUCUUCUUCCAUGAACGAGCCUGAUGAUGGUAUCGUCAAGAAGCAACAAGAGAAGCAGCAGCACCAGGAGAAGCAAGGUGUGAAGAAAGACGAGGGGAAGAAGAAGAAGAAGAAGAGCAACCUUGAUCGGGCUGCCUCGACGACGCCCUACUUCCCCUUCCAUUCUAGGCCCGGACUCCUGUAGGCUGCUCCUACCUUCCAAUCGAGUAGGGACUCCAUGUAUUAUUGAUCUCAUUGGAUGUUAUGUAAUGAUCUGAGAGAGUAUAUAUAUAUAUAUAUCCUCUCGUGAUUAAGGCUAGUGACAGCUUGUUUACUUAAAAAUAUACAGCGUCCACCGAAACAUAACCGGUACAGGUCGUACGGAAGAGCGGCCACGGUGACAAACUUGAUUUCGAAAUGAUUUCGUGCAACCGAUGAAAUACAUCAUCUGUCGCGGCCCAAACUUUGCUGCAAAAAUUA